Mytilus californianus (California mussel) is the source of this 1054-nucleotide messenger RNA. Its product is annotated as N-acetyltransferase 9-like protein. NCBI's taxonomy places the organism in Eukaryota, Metazoa, Mollusca, Bivalvia, Mytilida, Mytilidae. The transcript is spliced from 8 exons. The record is from RefSeq and is a predicted model, not a curated record. Gene Ontology annotation, molecular function: N-acetyltransferase activity. Bases 127 to 720 code for a protein of 197 amino acids. Gene Ontology annotation, biological process: protein acetylation.
UUUCGUGUUCAAAGUGAAAGUAGACAAAAGCUGAAGCAGAUUAACACAACAUAUGUAUUCCAGGAACCAAAAUGGAUAUGUUUACAAUAAUAGUAUAGCUUAUUGAAAAAGGCUCUUGGAAACAACAUGAAGAAGAAUCAAAAUGUGAAAAUAAAAGGAGAGAAAGUUACACUAAUUCCAUACGAAGCUCAUCAUGUACCAAAGUAUCAUUCUUGGAUGCAAAGUAAAGAAUUGCAAGAACUAACUGCAUCAGAACCAUUGUCAUUGGAAGAGGAAUAUGAUAUGCAGAGAAGCUGGCGAGAGGAUAAAAAGAAAUGCACCUUUAUAGUUCUUCAAAAUGUAGGUGUUGAUGAAGAACAAGAUGAAACAGGACAAAUGAUUGGUGAUGUUAAUAUUUUCUUCAAUGAAGAGGAAGAUUUACACUGUGGGGAAAUAGAAAUUAUGAUUGCAGAAUCACGGGCGAGAGGUAAAGGUUGUGGGAAGGAGGCAUUGUUUACAAUGAUGAGAUAUGGAAUUGAAGAACUAGACAUGAAGAGAUUUACAGCAAAAAUUGGCAUGGACAACACACCUAGUUUGUCCAUGUUUAAAAGUAUAGGUUUCAGUGAGAUUUCCAAGAGUGAAGUGUUCAACGAAAUUACUCUAGAACUAAGUGUUCAUGAUGACUUUAUGAAACAUUUGCAUGACAGAACGAAAUUAUUCCAAAUCUUAAACUACAGAUAACGCUAAAUAAAGCAUGAUGUGGAUAUAGCUUUGCCAAGAAAGAAUGUUAAUAGGAUCGUGUUUUUACAAAUUUCUGCAAAAGUAUACACCUUUUGUUUAUUUGACAAUUCAUCAACAAUAAAAUAUACAGAUGUACAAGGGGGAAAAGUAUGAAAAGACGAUUGGUACAUGUAUUAAAAAUCUCAGGAUUAGAUAAUUGCAAAGAACCUAUUUUAUUGAAUACCUUAGUUAAUUUUUACCAGCACAAAAGGAACAAAAAUUGUAAUACAAUAACAUUGUGUUUGAAUGGCUUAGAGAUGAACAUUUAUAUGAAGUAAAUUUAUUUUAUAACCGA